UCUCUCUCUCUCUCUCUCUCUCUCUCUCAGUGGGAGGAUUCAGGACUUCAGCCAAGAUGUGACAGCAGUGGAAAGCUGAGCGAGUAAAGUAACAAUUACUGAAGGAACAGAGGAGAAAGGAGAGGCUGCAAUGGCGGUAGAGCACUCAGACUUGGAGAAGGCCAUCAACACCCUGGUCACAAACUUCCACUCGGCCUCUGCCGAUAAAGGCCCCUCGCUCAAGGCGGAUGAAUUCAAGAGCCUCCUUUCCUCUCAGCUGCCCAACCUUAUGAAGACCGGAGGGUCAGACGCAGGUUUCGGGGAGGUGCUGAAGCAGAUGGGGGUGAAGGAUGGCGAGGGCAUAACCUUCAAAAACUUCUGGAACCUGAUCCAAAACCUGGCUACCAGCCAGUACGGUCUGCUCAGCAACGAGAAGGUGUCCAAAUGCAGCUGCCUUCUACUGUGAUCGCCAGGAUUCACCCGCAGACUCGGUCCAUCACGGAGGGAUGCUGUCGCCUUUGCUCUCUCCGUUGCUCUGCAUUUAACCAGUCACACUUCUUUUCUCAAAACACUAACCCCUCCCAUGUCUACUUCAGUGAAAAUGUGCUUGAUAAAAGACUCAGUUCUUUGUUACAGUGCAAUGUAGAAAUGAGCCACAUUAGAAUCACCACAAAACCGUUUGUCUAAAGUUCUGAAGUGGCCGCAAAUCUCAUUCUAAACCUAAAUCAUGAUCAUGAACUGGAGCUUUUAAAAGAAUUUUAGCUACAUUCACAUUUCAGGCCUCGUUGCUCAAAUCAGAUUUUUUGCCCAAAUCCGAUCUCUCUGACUCGACGGUUCACACUCGUUUAGGUCAGUGACUCUAAUCUGUCAUUAAUGUGAUGAACCGGCUCCUGAACUGACCCUCAU
Molecule: messenger RNA, 885 nt
Organism: Pygocentrus nattereri (red-bellied piranha)
Lineage: Eukaryota; Metazoa; Chordata; Actinopteri; Characiformes; Serrasalmidae
Gene: s100v2
Product: S100 calcium binding protein V2
Exons: 3
Coding region: 131-445 (104 amino acids)
Cellular component (GO): perinuclear region of cytoplasm
Source: RefSeq, a predicted model, not a curated record